Messenger RNA from Chinchilla lanigera (long-tailed chinchilla), 3065 nucleotides. RefSeq names its product phosphatidylinositol glycan anchor biosynthesis, class A (gene Piga). The record is from RefSeq and is a predicted model, not a curated record. The transcript is spliced from 6 exons. The coding region runs from base 223 to 1677 and encodes 484 amino acids. Lineage: Eukaryota; Metazoa; Chordata; Mammalia; Rodentia; Chinchillidae. Gene Ontology annotation, molecular function: phosphatidylinositol N-acetylglucosaminyltransferase activity. Gene Ontology annotation, biological process: GPI anchor biosynthetic process. Gene Ontology annotation, cellular component: glycosylphosphatidylinositol-N-acetylglucosaminyltransferase (GPI-GnT) complex.
CUCUGGCUAUAGCCGCGGGAGGUCCGGACACAGGCGGCCAUGGGACUCGCCGGGGAAAAGCUGAUAAAUGUACUUUAACAUUAAAAGUACUGCUAAUGGGGUUUGGAAUAUGGAAUGCCUGUGUCUCUGAGCUGAGAUCCUGUUUUCCUCUCUUUUUCAGGUAACAGAGGACACAUAUCUUAGCCGGGUUGCUCUAAGAACCAAUGUCUGAACCACUUCAGCAUGGCUUAUAGAGGAGGAGGGGGGCAUGUCAAGCCUCCCUCAGCUCUAUGCUCCUCCGUUAACUCUGGAAAGUUUUCCACCUGUACAGCCCUUUCUCAUAAUAUAUGCAUGGUAUCUGACUUUUUCUACCCAAACAUGGGAGGAGUGGAAAGCCACAUAUACCAGCUCUCUCAGUGCCUGAUUCAAAGAGGGCACAAGGUCAUAAUUGUUACCCAUGCUUACAGAGAUCGAAAAGGCAUCCGUUACCUCACUAAUGGCCUCAAAGUCUAUUACUUGCCUCUGAAAGUCAUGUACAACCAAUCUACAGCCACGACCCUCUUUCACAGUCUGCCAUUGCUCAGGUACAUAUUUGUUCGGGAGAGAGUCACAAUAGUCCAUUCCCAUAGUUCUUUUUCUUCCAUGGCCCAUGAUGCUCUCUUCCACGCCAAGACAAUGGGGCUCCAUACAGUCUUCACGGACCAUUCCCUCUUUGGAUUUGCUGAUGUCAGCUCGGUGCUCACAAACAAGCUUCUAACUGUGUCGCUCUGUGACACAAACCACAUCAUUUGUGUCUCUUAUACUAGUAAGGAAAAUACUGUACUAAGAGCAGCACUGAAGCCUGAAAUAGUGUCCGUCAUUCCUAAUGCGGUAGAUCCUACUGACUUCACUCCAGAUCCAUUUAGGAGACAUGAUAGUAUAACUAUUGUUGUUGUCAGCAGACUUGUUUACAGAAAAGGUACCGAUUUGCUUUGUGGCAUAAUACCUGAACUCUGUCAGAAGUAUCAAAAUUUAAAUUUCAUAAUUGGCGGAGAGGGACCAAAGAGAAUUAUUUUGGAAGAAGUACGGGAAAGAUACCAGCUACAUGACAGGGUGCGUCUUUUGGGAGCUUUAGAACACAAGGAUGUUAGAGAUGUCUUAGUUCAAGGACAUAUUUUUCUUAAUACCUCCCUUACCGAAGCAUUCUGCAUGGCAAUUGUGGAAGCAGCCAGUUGUGGUUUACAGGUUGUAAGUACCAAGGUUGGUGGAAUUCCUGAGGUGCUUCCAGAAAGUCUCAUUGUUCUUUGUGAGCCUUCAGUAAAAUCUCUGUGUGAAGGGUUGGAAAAAGCUAUUUUCCAGCUGAAGUCGGGGACACUUCCAACCCCAGAAAAUAUCCAUAACAUAGUAAAGACUUUCUACACCUGGAAGAAUGUUGCGCGAAGAACUGAAAAGGUGUAUGAGUUGGUCUUGAAGGAAGAUGUGUUGUCCGUGGACAAGCGGCUGGAUAGGCUCAUCUCUCACUGCGGCUCAGUCACAGGCCACAUUUUUGCUCUGUUGGCUGUGCUCAACUAUCUGUUCCUUAUCGUACUGAGAUGGAUCACUCCAGAUUCUGUCAUUGAUGUUGCAAUAGAUGCCACUGGCCCAAGGGGUGCCUGGACUCAUCACUGUCCUCACAGUGAAAAAAGGGGUGAGAAUGAGAAGGUGUCUAAAACGAGGUAGAAGAAAGCCUGCCUUGUAAUGUUUUAAACAUUUCUAACACUUCUAUUAAGAUGAUUGAAAAUAACCUUGCUAUUUUUGUUUUUGUUUUUUGAAGUUAAUUCAGUAAGUUAUGCUACCUCUAUAUCAUUCAAUGUUUUAGUUUGAGGAAAGAUAAAAACUUAUGCAAUUCCUGAGUGUAGAAACUUCUUGCACUUCUUCUUUACAGUUUAGGAGAGAACGGUUAAGCCACUCAGGUAUGAAAUUUUUCAGAUACUGAAAUCCCUCUAGCAGAGAUGUUUUAACAUUACUUUUUGAGAGCUUUGGGUGCUGAAGGGCCAAAUGUUUCUGGGCAUUUUUUGGCCAGUUUUUAAUGUUAAACCGUUAUGUAGACAUUCACCAAAUGUUUACAAGUUUUCUUUAGGGAAGUAUACCAAUUAUGGGAACUCCUUUAAGUCAUGUUCAUAUAUAUCUAUUAGGCAGUAAAGCGAUGCUCUUAAACGUUUAUUGGGUCCUCUCAGUAGGUGUUACAUAUUUUCAGCAGGUUUCUUCGGAUGGUCUCUUAGCUAACCAGCAUGUUUUGAUCACCUGCUGUGUGUAAACUGCUGUGAAGGACCAGGGAUGCAUUCACUCUUUGUUUAUCACUUAGACAGCUUACUAUAGUCAUGGUUGACGUUAAAAGGUAAAAUAUCUAACAUGCCAAAAAUGCUUAUGCUAGUUAGUGCCAGGAAGAAGUUGCUGGCAUAUUCCAGGUCCUUCUUUGAUCCUAUUGUAUGCAUUCUCUUAGGUAGAGCCUUCAUCUUCAGUUCUGUUUAUGAAGAGCCCUUUUGCUUUUUUAAAUUCUAGGGACCGAUAUCACUGUUGAUGAUAGUGCAGAGAAAGCCUCCACAUUUUUCAGUGCAUAAUUUAGUCCUCUGUAAAUGCCUUCUUGUUAUCUGAGCAGAAUGUAUGAGGUGUGCCAUCUCAAAACCAGCUGCUACUCUACCCUUUUGAUAUGUCACUACCCUCCACUGUGGCCUAGCUGAUGUCUGAUAAGUGUUGUCAGUGUGGAACAGGCUUUACUCCAGAAUGUUUUAUUUAUAGCAGACCAAGUCUGAAAAUUUUAGGAACACAAGUCUCUUUGUGGAUAGAUGUUAACUGUAAUCAUUGUUGCCCAGAGCCAUGGGUUUUUAACCCCCGAUUAUCCAUGUGGUGUGUAUUAUUCUUUGAACUCUUCAGAAUAAAUUUUUGUGUAAAAGGACUGUGAAAUCAAAAUAAUGAGGCACUUGUGUGUGCACUAGAUAGAUUCUGUCAGUAUUGUGAUUCUGUACAGGAUAUUUUUAAUGACAGCAUUCACAAAACGUCUUACCUUUUAAAAAGUAUCUUCUAGGGGCUGGGGAUUUAGCUCAGCGUCAAAGCGCCUGCCUGGCAAG